This is a messenger RNA of Diorhabda sublineata, 767 nucleotides long. It is a transcript of the gene Ssb-c31a, whose product is annotated as RNA polymerase II transcriptional coactivator. The transcript is spliced from 2 exons. Gene Ontology annotation, cellular component: nucleus; transcription regulator complex. Bases 161 to 481 code for a protein of 106 amino acids. Gene Ontology annotation, molecular function: transcription coactivator activity; DNA binding. Gene Ontology annotation, biological process: positive regulation of transcription initiation by RNA polymerase II. The record is from RefSeq and is a predicted model, not a curated record. NCBI's taxonomy places the organism in Eukaryota, Metazoa, Arthropoda, Insecta, Coleoptera, Chrysomelidae.
ACACUGAAAAGAUACCGCCAAUCGGUAACAGAUAACGAACGUAACCUCGAUUCUUAUUUUAUACUGUCUGUUUUAUCUUGGUUAAUACCGGUAAAACUGCUUAGUUAGUAAUUGAUAAAUAUUCAAGCUUCUCUUGUUAGUAAUAGUAAAUUAUAAAACAAUGCCUAAAAAGUCAAAGAAGCAAGAUACUUCCGAUUCUGAUUCUGGUCCAGACGAUGUUACUCCAGCCAAGAAGUCAAAGACUGAAUCAAAGUCAUCAAAACCAAAAAGCGAAGAAGAAAACUCGUGGAGUUUGGGUAAAAACCGCUUUGUAAAGUUAACAGAAUUUAAAAAUACAUGGUAUAUUAAUAUUCGUGAGUACUACAAUAGUGAUGGAGAAUUGAAACCUGGUAAAAAGGGAAUUAUGCUUACCAUGGAACAGUGGCAGAAAUUUAAGGGAUGUAUGGAUGAAAUCGAUGAAGCUAUAAAGAAAAAUGUUUAAUCAUUUUCUAAUUCAAACAUUCAUCCUGUAAAAUUUAAAUUUCCAUACAGAAUAUUAUUGUUGAGAAUGUGUUCGGUUUAUUUUAUUAUGGAAGAUUCAAUGUUUGUUUUAUAUUCUGUGUUUAGUUUUGUAUAUUUAAUAAUAUCUAAAUAUUCUUAUCUUAUACUUUGAAAGGUAUUUAUUUUUGAUUAUAUCUCCUACACACACAAUGUUAAAAAAUAUAUAUUAGGUUCAAAGGAAAACUCGAUUAUCUGUGAAGUUUUUAAAUAAAAUAAUUAAAACAGAA